GAUGAUUUGCGCCUUUUGGCACCCUUCUGUAAGAAGAAAAGCUUCGGAAGAAACCACAAAUUAAUUCAUGGCCGCGAAUCCCAUUUCUCAGGGUCAAGGACUAGCAGUCUUCAGAAAGCAACUCUUCAGUCCCAGCCUCAAGUCCAAUUCUCAGCCGGAUUCUUUUCUCAGGUGCUAUUCUUCUCAGAAAACCGAGAACCAUAAUGAGAAUGAUGAACAACAGCACAGAGCUAAACAACCCAAAUCGUCAACCCCAAAAACCAAAACGGCUAAGGAUAUGGCCAGGCUUGUCAACACCAAUACAUGGUCGAGUGAGCUUGAGUCUUCUCUCUCUACAAUCUCUUCCUCUCUCUCCAAGACCACGGUACACCAAACACUCCACCUUAUCAGAACCCCGCACAAAGCCCUUCAGUUCUUUAAGUGGGUAGAGGUAAUGGGUUUCUCUCACAAUGACCAAUCCUACUUCUUGAUGCUUGAAAUCUUGGGUCGAGCCCGAAAUCUCAAUGCAGCACGAAAUUUAUUGUUUUCAAUUGAAAAAAAGUCUAAUGGUGCAGUUAAACUUGAGGACCGCUUCUUUAAUAGCUUAAUAAGGAACUAUGGUCGAGCUGGGCUGUUCCAAGAGUCUAUAAAGCUUUUUACUACAAUGAAGUCGCUUGGUGUAUCGCCUUCUGUUGUUUCAUUCAAUAGUCUUCUGUCGAUUUUGCUUAAAAAGGGUAGGACAAAUAUGGCCAAGAAUGUGUAUGAUGAAAUGCUCAGUAUGUAUGGAGUGACACCAGAUACAUAUACAUUUAACAUUUUGAUUAGAGGGUUUUGUAUGAACUCCAUGGUAGGUGAAGGUUAUCGCUUUUUCAAAGAUAUGUCGGGUUUUAGAUGUGACCCGGAUGUCAUUACCUAUAAUACUCUUGUUGAUGGGCUAUGUAGAGCAGGGAAGGUUGAAAUUGCCCAUAAUGUGGUGAAUGGUAUGAGUAAGAGAAGUGGGGAUUUGACUCCAAAUGUUGUUACUUAUACGACCUUGAUUAGAGGGUAUUGUGUGAAACAGGAGAUUGACAAGGCUUUAAGUAUUUUGGAGGAGAUGACUACUCGAGGGUUAAAACCAAAUGGAUUUACCUACAAUACUCUAAUUAAGGGGCUUUGUGAAGCGCAGAAGCUAGAUAAGAUAAAAGAGAUUUUGGAAGGAACAAUGAUUGGUGGAGAAUUUACUCCAGAUACAUGUACGUUCAACACAUUGAUGCAUUCACAUUGCAAUGCAGGAAACUUGGAUGAAGCAUUGAAGGUUUUUGCAAAGAUGUCAGAGUUAAAGGUUCCACCAGAUUCAGCUACAUACAGUGUUUUGAUAUGCAGUUUAUGUCAACGAGGGGAUUACCCUAGAGCAGAGGAGUUGUUUGAUGAGUUAUCAAAGAAAGAAAUUUUGUUAAGGGAUGAUGGUUGUAAGCCUCUUGUUGCCUCUUAUAACCCUAUCUUUGGGUAUUUAUCUAGUAAUGGGAAAACUCAGAAGGCCGAGGAAGUGUUUAGGCAGCUAAUGAGAAGAGGAACACAAGACCCUCUGUCCUACAAGACUUUGAUCAUGGGCAAUUGUAAGGAAGGUACAUAUGAAGCUGGGUAUGAACUCUUAGUCUGGAUGCUUAGAAGGGAUUUUGUGCCUGAUGAAGAGAUUUAUGUAUCCUUGAUUGAUGGCCUCUUGCAGAAGGGUAAGCCCCUUCUUGCCCAACAGACUUUAGAGAAGAUGCUAAAGAGCUCUCAUCUCCCACAAACGUCUACUUUCCAUUCUUUACUUGCAGAACUUUUGAAACAGCAUUGUGCCCGUGAAUCUGCCAGUUUUGUCACUUUAAUGUUGGAGAAAAAAAUUAGACAAAACAUUAAUCUCUCAACACAUCUUGUAAGGCUACUUUUCAGUCGUGGGUUACGAGAUAAAGCAUUUGAGAUUGUAGGGAUGCUCUAUGAGAAUGGGUACUCAAUUAAAAUGGAAGAACUGGUUUGUUUCCUUUGCCAAAGUAGAAAGCUUUUAGAGGCAUGUGAAAUGUUGCAAUUCAGUCUGCAGAAGCAUCAAAGUGUCGAUAUUGAUAAUUUUAACCAAGUUAUUGUAGGGCUUUGUGAUAUAAAUAAACUUACAGAAGCAUUUGGCUUGUACUAUGAACUGGUUGAAAAUAAAGGCUAUCAGCAAUUGCCGUGCUUAGAUUCUCUAAAAUCUGCCCUAGAGGUUGCAGGAAGAUCAGUUGAAGCUGAGUUUCUAUCUAAAAGGAUUCCAAGACAGCAGCUGCUGGACAAAUCUGGGAAGUCAAGGCUACAACUCGUUCUACUCCUCCUCAUCAUCAUCAUCCUAAAGAUGUCGAAGCUAGAAGGCAAUGGCGCUAAUGGUUCUUCCAAGCAAUUCCAUGCACCAAGUAGGCACGCUCCUACAGCAGGGAAGGCAACAGUCCUUGCAUUGGGCAAGGCCUUCCCAAGCCAACUGAUCCCUCAGGACUGCUUGGUGGAGGGCUACAUUCGUGACACAAAAUGUGUAGAUGUUGCCAUUAAGGAGAAAUUGGAACGCCUGUGCAAAACCACAACUGUGAAGACUAGAUACACAGUCAUGUCCAAGGAGAUCCUAGACAAAUACCCUGAACUAGCAACUGAGGGCUCAGCUACCAUCAGACAAAGGCUUGAAAUUGCAAACCCUGCAGUGGUACAGAUGGCCUUGGAAGCUAGCCUUUCUUGCAUCAAGGAAUGGGGUAGGCCAGUUGAAGACAUCACUCACGUUGUCUACGUAUCCUCAAGUGAAAUCAGACUACCUGGUGGUGACCUCUACCUUGCCAGCGAGCUUGGCCUGAGGAACGACGUUGGCCGCGUUAUGCUCUACUUCCUAGGCUGCUAUGGUGGUGUCACCGGCCUCCGGGUUGCAAAAGACAUAGCUGAAAACAACCCGGGAAGCCGGGUCUUGCUAACCACUUCUGAGACCACAAUUCUUGGUUUCAGGCCACCAAGCCAGGCACGCCCUUACGACCUUGUUGGGGCUGCGCUUUUCGGUGAUGGAGCUGCAGCUGUGAUCGUUGGAAGCAACCCAAAACCAGGCCAAGAGACUCCUUUCAUGGAGCUCAACUAUGCUGUCCAGCAGUUCCUCCCUGACACUAACAAUGUGAUUGAUGGGAGGCUCUCAGAAGAAGGCAUUAACUUCAAGCUUGGAAGGGACCUGCCUCAGAAGAUUGACGAAAACAUCGAGGAGUUCUGCAAGAAGCUGAUGGCCAAGGCUUCAUUGAAGGACUUCAAUGAAUUGUUCUGGGCUGUUCAUCCAGGAGGACCUGCCAUUCUUAACAAGCUAGAGAGCACCCUGAAGCUGGGCAGUGAUAAGCUAGAGUGCAGCAGGAGGGCUCUGAUGGACUAUGGAAAUGUUAGCAGCAACACCAUUUUCUAUGUCAUGGAGAAUAUGAGGGAGGAGUUGAAGAAGAAGGAGGAGAGGGAAGAAUGGGGGCUUGCCUUAGCUUUUGGCCCUGGAAUUACAUUUGAAGGAAUCCUCAUGCGCAGCCUGUAG
Molecule: messenger RNA, 3505 nt
Organism: Prunus dulcis (almond)
Lineage: Eukaryota; Viridiplantae; Streptophyta; Magnoliopsida; Rosales; Rosaceae
Product: pentatricopeptide repeat-containing protein At1g02060, chloroplastic-like
Exons: 4
Coding region: 68-3505 (1145 amino acids)
Molecular function (GO): protein binding; acyltransferase activity
Source: RefSeq, a predicted model, not a curated record